Messenger RNA from Pleurotus ostreatus (oyster mushroom), 1848 nucleotides. RefSeq lists its product as uncharacterized. Gene Ontology annotation, molecular function: transmembrane transporter activity. Gene Ontology annotation, cellular component: membrane. The transcript is spliced from 9 exons. NCBI's taxonomy places the organism in Eukaryota, Fungi, Basidiomycota, Agaricomycetes, Agaricales, Pleurotaceae. The record is from RefSeq and is a predicted model, not a curated record. Gene Ontology annotation, biological process: transmembrane transport. Bases 1 to 1848 code for a protein of 615 amino acids.
AUGCUAGAAGCACUCUCGCAGCCCAAGGAGCUCAGCGCUCUCACCGUUCCCAGAAUCGGUAUGCUAGCCGCAUGCAUUCUGGUUGCAAUGGGCUCGGGGACAAAUUAUGCGUUCUCUGCUUACGCACCUCAACUGGGUGAACGACUGAAACUGACCCACACGCAACUGAACAUUGUCGGCAUCGCAGGGAACAUUGGUGUGUUCAGCAGCGCACCAGUUUGGGGGCGCUUCGCAGAUCGCUAUGGUCCUAAACCAUUGUUUGCAACGGCUUUUGUGCUGUUGCUUGGCGGGUACUCUGGCAUUCGCUAUUCCUACCAAGCUGGUGCUAUCCCAAGCGACUUUCCUUUAUCGGGCUUGAGCUUCGCAUUACUCGCGCUCUGCAACUUCAUGACCGGGGUGGCGGGCACUGCGGGCAUCAUGGGCAGCGUCAAUACCACCGCCAGAACAUUUCCAGACCACGCGAGAGCAUCGACAACUGGGCUAGUGCUCUCCGGGUUCGGACUGUCCGCAUUCUUCUUCUCUACGGUCGCUGGCCUCUUUUCGCCUGGCGAUACAUCCUCGCUCCUGCUCCUGUUGACUGUAGGCACGGCCUUUCCCAUGAUCUUCGGGUUCUUCUUCGUUCAUCCUAUUCCCUGGAAGCCCAACAACCGUGGCACACUAGCUAACCGUAAUCGCGAACCAGAGAACUUCGCAUCCACCUCGAACACAAUAUACCAUCACUGCACUGAGUAUGAUAGCUGCACACCUCUGCUGGGUGGCCAGGACGGAGCUAUGGUGUGUAAUUGCUACCAGGGGGCCGCAACGAGUGCUUCGCAGGCUUUUUCGGUUCACCCAGAGUCGACUCCGGACGCAUUUCUGACUCCACAGACGGUGGGCUCAGAGGACCCGUUUUCCAACCUGUCUGCGGAUGUUAGGAGGAUGCUGGAUAGAAGGAGGACUGCUGAAGGAAAUGUGGGUUCUGACCUUGCCUCGCGGCCCUCGCAAAGCACGGGCGAGGCAAACAUACAUGGAUGGGCGCUGUGGAAGACGUGCGACUUUUGGCUGUGUUUCUCGAUCUUUGGAUUAUUGACUGGCACUGGAUUGAUGUAUAUCAACAACGUAGGCACGAUAUCGCAGGCGCUCAUCGCCCAAGCCAAUCCGGACUACGACAUUGCGUACGCCGCGCGCGUGCAGGCUAAGCAGGUGACAAUCGUCAGCCUCAUGAACUGUCUUGGUCGAAUAUGUUUUGGUUUUAUAUCAGACUUCACCAGACACCGACUGCACCGUCCUAGGUCGUACUGCUUCGUCGCAGCCUCUACGGCAUUCCUCUUGGUGCAGGUUGUCCUCCAGCAGUCGAUCACGGAUGUAGAGUCGCUUUCUUGGGGCAGCGCAAUGCUCGGCUUCGUGUAUGGGGGUUCAUUUUCGCUUCUGCCGACGCUGUGUAUAGGAUAUUUCGGCUUAGCCCACUUUUCAGAGAACUUCGGGUUCGCGACGCUCAGCCCGAUCUUUACGGGAUAUCUCUUCUCAGUCGCCUUCGGGAAGACGCUCGAUGUACACGAACUCUCCCCUACUCCGUCCCCAUCGAUCGACUUGCGUGAAUCAUCAAGACAUCACCCGUUUCUCUCGCAGAUCACGUCGAGUUUCGAGAGACAUCGGUGCUUGGAGGGUAGUGCGUGUUACGCUGAGGCGUUCACUGUGACUAUCCUUGCGUGUUCGGUGGCUCUGGCACUGAGUGUAUGGAUGAGCUGGAGAGAUUGGCGGCGCAUGGACGCGGAGGAGGUCGAGUAUGCUGUUGAUGUAGGGUAUGAUGGGGGGUAUAGAGCGAGCUCGAAACCGGGGUCGUGUAGACGGACGGUGGAAUCUGGGUAA